AGCAAAAUGUGAAAAAAACUCAGUUGAUAUGCCGCCACCACGCGGCAUACUUUAUUAAAACAUGAAUAAUUAGUUCAAAAUGACUUUUUGGUUGUUUCUCGCGGUCUUUCUGUGCGGUGGGUUGUGUCAGAGUGAAGAGAGUGAUUUAGGAUACGGAUUGAAUAUUGGAAAUGCUAUCGACGUGUUUGCCAACUAUGGAGAUCUCUCACAAGUUACACAAGUUGUAUCCGCCGAUUACGAGGAAGAAAAUGCAGAACACGUGGAACCUUUCAGAGAGAAGAACAUUCGCUUAUUUUUAAACAUCAGCAGCCGACAAGUCUCCGGGGAUACGAUGAUCGAUAUGAAUAUCUUACUAUGUGAAACUUUCGAUGACCUCUUGGCGACUUACUUCGAAAACUUUAGAAUAGAAGGAACAGACAAACCUUGGAAAGCGUUCUUGGGCGAUUGGAUACUUGACGAAAUAAUGCGUGCAUUCGGUAUCGAAUAUGACACUAAACCUGACAACUGUUGUUACGUGCUGGUGAAAUUGAUGAAAGUACAUAAAUCCGUACAACUGGAUAGUUUGGAUAACGUUGUGGUCAAAGACUACGUGAAGAGAGCCAUAGACAAACUAAAUGUUAGCGAUGCUAGCGACGUAAGAAGAUUUAUGAAGAGCUACGGUACACAUUACAUCGAUUCAUAUGUUACUGGGAAUUUUAUUUAUCAAGUUUUCAAAUACAAACGGACAGGCUACAAUCUCCUCCGAGCGUACAUACGGCAAAGAAACAUGCGUCAAUCCAGUUCAGACAACCUACGCUUUUAUUUUUCAUCGUAUUUCCUCAAACAAGUCGGAGAAAUACGGAUAGCGAGCGGUAACAAAACAGUAGAGACAUGGGCAAAGACGAAUCUAAGGGACAGCCAAUAUUUAUAUUCAAGACCAAGUCUACUUCGGUUGCAUUACAACCCAAUACUAGCAUUCAAACUGAACGAUUUACUAGACAACGGAGCGUUACUUGGUCUUGGUCUAAAGACUUUAAGACCGUUGUUCAAAGACCGGCGUAAAGCUGACAUGUUCGCGGAGAUCGUCGAAAACGAUAUGAAACUAUGGGAGGUUAAUGCGUAAUAUUAAUUGGUAAUAUGUGUGAAAUACGGGUAAAAGAGAUCAGUAAACGUUUUCUUUCCAAAACUUGCAUUUUGUAUGUGUAUUUAAAAACCAGAAUUUCUACGGACAUUUUAUUUUAUACAUAAAAUUCUUGUGUCACAAUGUUAGU
Molecule: messenger RNA, 1250 nt
Organism: Papilio xuthus (Asian swallowtail)
Lineage: Eukaryota; Metazoa; Arthropoda; Insecta; Lepidoptera; Papilionidae
Product: torso-like protein
Exons: 5
Coding region: 80-1102 (340 amino acids)
Source: RefSeq, a predicted model, not a curated record